GAUUUUUAUAACUGGAAUAUUGUUGAGAUCCGGUACUGUGAUGGGGCAUCAUUUAUGGCAGAUGUUGAAGUCGUUAAUCCGGAAACAAAUCUCCAUCUAAGAGGCCGGAGAAUCUUCACCUCCGUAAUUGAAGAGCUCAUGUGUACUCAAGGAAUGAGUAAUGCUGAAAAUGCUUUACUCGUAGGAACCUCGGCAGGUGGGUUGGCGACGAUCCUAAAUUGUGAUCGUUUCCAUUCUUUCCUACCCGGUGCUUGUCGUGUAAAAUGCAUUUCAGAUUCGGGCUUCUUUAUUCGAGCGGAACAUCUCCGUGGAGCUCAGGACACUGCCACAGACUACUUUCGCAAAGCAGUUUUGUUUCAUGAAUUAGCCCAAUUUCUACCGGAGUCAUGCACACAAAGACUUGCUCCAGAAUUGUGCUUUUUCCCGGAAAAUGUGGUCAGUGAUAUCCGGACGCCAUUGUUUUUGCUAAACUCGGAUUUUGACAAAUAUCAAAUAACGAUAUACAUAGCACCAAAUUCGCCUAACGAAAUGGGCUGGAAUAAUUGCACGAGCAUGCUUUCAAGUUGCACAGGAAAUCAACUAAGUAUCAUAAUGGAUUUUCAGACCACAUUUCUGAAAACAUUGGAGAAACUAGAUGAUAAUCCAUCAAGAGGAUUAUUCAUCACUUCGUGCUAUGAGCAUGAUUUUAUUUACAAACAGUAUUGGCAAGGAACACUCACUUUGCAAAAUAAGACAAUUCAACAAGCCGUGAGUGAUUGGUAUUUCGAAAGAAGUAGUGUUGCACUCGUAGACACUCAAAAUUUAUCUCCAAUUAACUGCAGUGUAACAGUUUGAAUCAUGAGCCGGUUGUUUGGGGAAGGUGAUGAAUACGAAAAUGGAGACUGUUUAAUUGCGGGAAAGGAAAAGGAAUUUCUUCUGCCUAUGCUGCAACAAAUGAACUCAUUGCUUACAAGAAUUAUAUGUGCAAUAAUUAGUAUUUUGCUUUCUAUUGGAGAUUCGUUUAGCUAAUUUAGGGAGAAAACUGAAAAGGAGUUUGUCCUGAUCAAGCAUUUGAUUAUUGAAGAAGAUAGGAUUAAAUUAUGUUGUCUGGGAAACCAAACGAGGCCCAAAAGGAUAAAUCAUCACUUCGUAGUGCGUGCUAUGCCCGUGAAUCGUGAUUUAAUUCCUUAUCCACCCA
This is a messenger RNA of Salvia hispanica, 1177 nucleotides long. The record is from RefSeq and is a predicted model, not a curated record. NCBI's taxonomy places the organism in Eukaryota, Viridiplantae, Streptophyta, Magnoliopsida, Lamiales, Lamiaceae.